Messenger RNA from Sphaeramia orbicularis (orbiculate cardinalfish), 1851 nucleotides. RefSeq names its product transmembrane BAX inhibitor motif containing 6 (gene tmbim6). Gene Ontology annotation, molecular function: enzyme binding. The record is from RefSeq and is a predicted model, not a curated record. Bases 254 to 967 code for a protein of 237 amino acids. NCBI's taxonomy places the organism in Eukaryota, Metazoa, Chordata, Actinopteri, Kurtiformes, Apogonidae. Gene Ontology annotation, cellular component: mitochondrial membrane. Gene Ontology annotation, biological process: negative regulation of apoptotic signaling pathway; cellular response to unfolded protein; negative regulation of endoribonuclease activity. The transcript has 10 exons.
AAAAAUAAAACAUAGCGUAUUAUCAUCUAUAUUUAGCUCAAUAGCCGUUUUAUUUCCGCUUUACUGGCCGCUACAACAUUCUGGGCGUUUCCAUGGUGACAUCACGGGGCUGACUGACACGUACUGUUUUGCCAACAAAAAAUAACAGUGAAGCUAAAGCAGGAAGAACAAAGCUAGGCCACCACCUCAGAGCAGAGGAGAGGCGAAUGAGGAGACAUUGUCAGAUCUUACGAUCUCAGUAACCGUUUUCACCAUGAACGUGUUUGACCGCAACAUUAACUUUGACGCCCUCUUGAAGUUCUCCCAAAUAUCUCAUUCCACCCAGGUGCACUUGAAGAAUGUGUACUCCAGUUUGGCAGUGUGCAUGUUUGUGGCCGCAGCUGGAUCUUACGUCCAUGUUGUCACACGCCUCUUUCAGGGUGGUGUGCUGUCUGUGCUCGGCUCACUGGGGAUGAUGUUUUGGCUUGCUAUGACCCCUCAUAAUCCUGAGACGGAGAAAAAGAGACUGGCUAUUCUCGCAGGAUUUGCCUUCCUUACAGGUGUUGGCCUUGGUCCUACACUGGACUUUAUCAUCGCUGUCAACCCAAGCAUCAUUGUGACGGCUUUCAUGGGUACCUCUAUGAUCUUCAUUUGCUUCACUCUCAGUGCCCUCUACGCUAAACGCAGGAGCUACCUCUUCCUGGGAGGCACACUGAUGUCUGGCCUUUCCCUCCUGUUCCUGAUGUCUGUGAUGAACAUGUUCUUUGGGUCUGUGAUGCUUUUUAAGGCUCACAUGUACCUCGGGCUGCUCAUCAUGUGUGGCUUCGUCCUGUUUGACACCCAGCUCAUCAUCGAGAAAGCAGAAAACGGGGACAAAGACUAUGUUUGGCACUGUGUGGAUUUGUUCCUGGAUUUCAUCACCAUCUUCAGAAAACUGAUGGUCAUCCUCGCCAUGAACGAUAAGGACAAGAGGAAGGAGAAGAAGUAAAGAGCAUUUUGAUGAGCUUAAACAUAAAACAAUCUGUCAAGACAAGGCACAAUUUGCAAACUUUUCACUUUUUGUCUUCAUUUCUUCAAUUAACUCCUAUGUGGUCUUAAAUUAUUGGAGUUUCUUUGAUUUCUAAACUUAAAACAAGGGUUGAAUGUACGUUUACAGUACACUAAUGCUAGUCUCAUUUUGGCUGUGAAUGGAAAAUAGACUAAUGCUGCAGUGAUCAUACUUGGCCUGUAGAGGGGAGUGUUGUCAUAUGAAGGCUCCCAGAAGCUGAUCAGCACUUCAUGUAAGAUUUUCAUAUUACUGUUAUUUAGUGCCAUACAAUAAUUACAGGAUAGGCUCCUUUUUAGUGGGUCAUGUGGAUUUCUGAAACUGAUCGUUUUCUUUGAAGUUAUGUAAUUACAUUCAUUGAUUUGCUUAUUUAUAGUUUUCCUCAGUUCUCUGUAGUGGAGUGUCACAAGAUAUAAUGUCCCAUGAUUUUUGACAACAGAUCCUUUGAUAUUCCCUGUGAUCGUUGCCCAAAACAUUUUGUUGACCAACAUUUUGAGUAAAGGAACGGUGAAGCCUGUCAGAAUCACCGGACUCGCUCCCUCAGAUGGACUUCGAGCAGCUCGGUGGUCAGGAUGUCGAGACUUUGGCAGGUGCAGGAGGAAGAGUGGACGCCAUCUGUCCAUAUUUCCAACAUGGAUAGUAAAGACAGGCAAACUGUUCAAACCACUCCUAUUGUAAAUCUAAAUAUCUGUUGUCUAGGAAUUAGUUUGCCAAAUGAUGUGACGUUAACCUUUUUUGAAAGUGUAUACUGUGAAGAAUUUAUUUUAUUGACGUAAAAUUGAAACUAAUAAUUUGAUACAUUUGCUCAAAUAAAUGUGUUGAACGUA